Molecule: messenger RNA, 907 nt
Organism: Musa acuminata subsp. malaccensis (wild Malaysian banana)
Lineage: Eukaryota; Viridiplantae; Streptophyta; Magnoliopsida; Zingiberales; Musaceae
Product: small ribosomal subunit protein eS7
Biological process (GO): ribosomal small subunit biogenesis; rRNA processing; translation
Cellular component (GO): small-subunit processome; cytosolic small ribosomal subunit; ribosome
Molecular function (GO): structural constituent of ribosome
Source: RefSeq, a predicted model, not a curated record
CUGGCUGCCGAGGAAUAAAAGAGGGUUGUCCUCCCCUGUGCGAAGAAACCCUAAGAGCGCCGCUGUGGUCUCCGAGCUAUCCUUGCGUCCUCCUCGGCCCCGAAGGCUAAGCAAUAAGAAAACAAAAUGUUUACUGCACGGAAGAAAAUCCAAAAGGAAAAGGGUUUGGAGCCAACUGAGUUUGAAGACACUGUUGCUCAGGCAUUCUUUGACUUGGAGAAUGGUAAUCAGGAGCUGAAGAGCGACCUCAAGGACCUCUAUAUCAAUUCAGCCAUUCAAAUGGAUGUAGCAGGCAACCGAAAAGCUGUUGUUAUUCAUGUUCCAUACAGGCUUCGAAAAGCCUUUAGGAAGAUUCAUGUGAGGCUUGUUAGAGAAUUGGAGAAGAAGUUCAGUGGGAAGGAUGUAGUUCUUAUUGCGACAAGGAGGAUUUUGAGACCUCCAAAGAAAGGUUCUGCUGUCGUGCGCCCUCGCAGCCGGACUCUCACUGCAGUUCAUGAUGCCAUCUUGGAGGAUGUUGUGUACCCUGCUGAGAUUGUUGGGAAGCGCAUAAGAUAUCGUCUUGAUGGCUCAAAGCUCAUGAAGAUUUUCCUGGACCCAAAGGAACGCAACAACACAGAGUACAAGUUGGAGACAUUCACGGGGGUCUAUAGAAAGCUUUGUGGAAAGGAUGUUGUCUUCGAGUACCCUGUGACCGAGAGUGCAUGAAAUCUUCAUGGGUAGAUUAGGGGCAUACAGCCUUUUGAAUCAAGUCAGUUUUGUUGACUUUGUCUUUUCAGUAUCAAAGUUUGUUUGAUUUAAUGUUCUGUUAAGUUAAAAAUGUUUUAGAAGACUGUUGCAGAAAUGUGAGCUUUUGAACUUGUUUAUCAUUAUUUCUAAAUCAUAGAGGUAUGGAAUCACAAAUUGAUGA